Dromiciops gliroides (monito del monte) is the source of this 642-nucleotide messenger RNA. It is a transcript of the gene LYG1, whose product is annotated as lysozyme g1. The transcript is spliced from 5 exons. The record is from RefSeq and is a predicted model, not a curated record. The coding region runs from base 1 to 573 and encodes 190 amino acids. Gene Ontology annotation, molecular function: lysozyme activity. Lineage: Eukaryota; Metazoa; Chordata; Mammalia; Microbiotheria; Microbiotheriidae. Gene Ontology annotation, biological process: defense response to Gram-positive bacterium; peptidoglycan catabolic process. Gene Ontology annotation, cellular component: extracellular region.
AUGUUUGUUUAUUGGCUGCUUCUGGGCCUUGCUGCACUUACUCACCCUGCUGAAAGUGCUAAUUGGGGAUGCUAUGGAAAUAUCAGAAACAUCGAUACCCCUGGAGCUUCAUGUAUAAUUGGAAGACGUAGAGGACUAAAUUACUGUGGUGUUCGUGCUUCUGAAAGGCUGGCUGAAAUGGACUUGCCAUAUGUGCAGAGAUAUCAGCCCACAUUGAGAGUAGUUGGCCAAAAAUACUGUGUGGAUCCUGCUGUGAUUGCUGGUAUCAUGUCCCGGGAGUCAUAUGGAGGCAAUGUCUUUGCCAAUGGGGGAAAUGUAACUGGUGGUGUCCAGCACAUUCCUACUUACUGGAGCAGUGAUACACGGGCUGUUCAGGUUAUAGAGAGUCUGACGACAAGAAUCAAAGAAAUUCAGAGGAGAUUCCCAACAUGGACCACUGACCAGUAUCUGAGAGGUGGACUCUGUGCCUACGGUGAAGGCAGAGGAUAUGUCAGAAGUAAUCAAGACCUCGGUUGUGACUUUUGCAAUGAUGUCCUGGCUCGAGCCAGAUAUUAUAAGAGACGUGGAUUCUAACUUAAAGAUACAUAAAGAAAGACUGUGUUGUCUAGAUUGAGCUAUUCAUUGUUAUCAUGGGAAACAUUA